UGCAUCGCUCCUGUGAAAAGUCAGGUUUUUCUCGUAGGUGGAAGAAAUCGCUCUUUGGCCUGCGUCCCCACAGAGAAAGGAAGCCUGAGGAAGAAUGGCCAGCUCUAAUUGUCAGGACAUGGUCUGUGAAUCAGUGACAUUUAGGGAUGUGGCUGUUGACUUCUCUCAGGAGGAGUGGGCCUNCCUGGAUGCUACUCAGAAGGUCUUAUACAGGGACAUGAUGUUGGAGACCUACAGCAACCUGGUCGCAGUGGUGGGAAGUUGCAUUUCCAAGCCAGCUCUGAUCGUCUUACUAGAGCAGGAGAAAGAGCCCUGGAUGGCUGUGAAGGAAGAAACAGACAGGCUGAGCCCAGACUUGGAGGUGGAUUAUGAUGCUGAAAAUUUAUCUCCAGAGAAUCCUAUUAAUAAUAGAAAAUUUCUCGAACAGAGCAUAAAGCAAUUAAGUAGAACUUUUGAUCCCAAGGACUCUAGUACUAGAAUUGGCUCCAACUAUAGUACAUUCCAUGGACUUCAGGAUUGUCAAGGAGAUGCUGAUCAAAAGAUUACUAGCAAGGAAGAAAUGCCUCCUUAUACCAGCCAGACUCUUGCUCACAAUCCAGAAAAGGCAUAUGAGUGUAAAGAGUGUGGGAAGUGCUUCGGUUGUAGGUCAACUCUCACUCAGCAUCAGAGUGUUCACACUGGAGAGAAGCCCUAUGAGUGUAAGGAGUGUGGGAAGGCCUUCAGACUCCCCCAACAGCUCACAAGACAUCAGAAAUCUCACAGUGGUGAGAAACCUUUCAAGUGUAAUGAAUGUGGGAAGGCUUUUCAUCUUCCUGACCUGCUCAAGUACCAUAAAACCAUUCAUACAGGUACAAAACCAUUUGAAUGCAGAGAAUGUGGGAAGUCCUUCAACCGUGUCUCUAACCUUGUUGAACAUAGGCUUAUUCAUGCUGACGUGAAACCACACAAAUGUAAUGAGUGCGGGAAAGCCUUUAAAAGAAACAAAAGCCUCAUGCAACAUCAGAAAAUUCAUUCUGGUGAGAGACCCUUUCAGUGCCAUGAAUGUGGUAAGGCCUUCAUUGUUCUGACUCAUCUCACUAGGCACCAGACUAUUCAUACUGGAGAGAAGUCAUUUGAGUGUAAUGAAUGUGGCAAGAAAUUCAGAACUGCCACACACCUUGUUAUGCACCAGACUAUUCAUACAGGUGAGAAACCAUUUGAAUGUAAUGUGUGUGGGAAGACUUUUCGGCUUCAGGUAUAUCUUUCUGAGCAUCAGAAAAUUCACAUUGAAGAAAAACCUUUCAAGUGUAAGCUCUGUGGGUCAGCCUUCAGACGUAAGUACCAACUUAGUGAACAUCACACAAUUCAUACUGAUGAGAAACCCUAUCAGUGCAAGGAGUGUGGGAAAUGCUUUCGUCAAAGGUCCAAUUUUACUGAACACCAGAGUAUUCACACUGGAAACAAACCCUUUGAGUGUAAAGAAUGUGGAAAGUUCUUUAGACUUAAUACACUUCUCAUUCGUCAUCAGAAAUCUCACAGUAGUGAGAGACCUUAUGAUUGUAAAGAAUGUGGAAAGGCUUUCCAUCUUCCCAGUGAACUUAAUAACCAUCAAAUUGUUCAUACAAGUAAAAGACCUUUUGAAUGCAAGGUAUGUGGGAAGUCCUUCAAGCGUGAAUCCACCCUCAUUCAACAUAGUGUUAUUCAUGGUGGUGUGAAAUCAUAUGAAUGUAAUGAGUGUGGGAAAGCUUUUAUUCAUCGCUCAAGCCUGUUCCACCAUCGGAAAAUUCAUUCUGAUGAGAAGCCUUUUAAGUGUCAGGAGUGUGGAAAGGCCUUCGUUGUUCUGGCGUACCUCACUCGGCACCAGAGCAUCCAUACUGGAGAGAAACCAUUUGAAUGUCGGCAGUGUGGGUCAGCCUUCAGAUAUAAGUCCCAACUCAGUAAACAUCAGAGAAUUCAUAGUGAUGUGAAACUCUUUCAGUGCAUGGAAGGUGGAAAUGACUUUGUUCACAGAACGAACCUUAGCAUUCAUCAGGAAAUCCAUAGUGGUGAGACUCCCUUUCAGUGUAAUGAAUAUGGGGAAGCUUUUAAAACCAUUACCAAUUUCCUUGGACAUUUUAGAAUCCAUAUUGAUAAGAAUCCUUAUGAAUGUAAAGAAUGUGGGAAGUACUUUACACAUGGCAGAGAAGUUAAAGUACAUCAAAGAAUUCACAUUCGUGAAAAACUAACAGUGUUAAGAAUGUGGGAAGACUUAGUUGAAUAUGAAACUUGUUUUGACAUUCUACAUAUAUUAAUAAGAAGUCAUGAUGUAAGGAAAAUGAAAAGGCCUGCAGUAAAUUCUAAGCUAGCUAGCUGUAUAUCAGAGAAUUUCUACUGAUGAGAAAUUCUAUGAAUAUGAGUAAGGUGGCAAAAUGUUAAGAUUUGGUUCAGCCUUCAUGCACAGUGGCAAAUUCAUAUUGGUAAUAAACCCUAUCACUGUAAAGAAUGUGCAGAGAGCUCUAAUUGGAACUUAGUUCUUCUUCAAAAUCAAGCCAUGCUGGCUUCAAAUGUAAUGUAUACAAGGAAUGUGCGAACAUUUAUAGAAUUAGCUGUUAAAGUUCAGAGAGUCUGUAUAGGUCUGAAAUCCUGUGAAUGUGAAAACUCAGGAAAAGCCUUUAUUGCAAAUGGUGAGCUUAUACAGCAUGAGAAAAUCCAUAAUCUCUAGGAGGCCUAUGUAUGUAAAGAAGGCGGACAAGCCAGUGUAUGAAAAUGUUACUGAACACCAGAGAACUCAUAUUGGGAAGGUUGUGACUUAAAGAAUGUGGGAACUUUAAUCUGUCCUGGGAUUUGGUCAACAUCAAAAUAUUUAUGCACUGUUGCUGCCAAGAAUCCCUUUGGAAUGGGUAUGUGGAAAGUCGGUUGUUCAGAGAACUCUGUUGAGAAUGUCUUUUAUUGUCAGAAAUACAGGGUAGUGACCAUGUUCUUGAUUUACUCUCAUCACCCAUUAGUCACCACGGGCUGUCAACUAAGAGAGAGCAGUUAUUGCAACUGGGUUUGUCUGAGAUGAUUUUUUUUCCACCAUGGUUCCUGUGAUAUUAGAGUAGAUGUUUACUUUUUGCAUAAUUUGUUAAUGGCCAUCUUAGGACCAACCAAAGUCAUGGCAACAGAUUUAUUAAUAGAUAAUAAAAAUCUUUGACAGUAUUUGGUCAAUGCCCAUGUUCUAUAAUAUAGCUUUUACAUAGUUCUAGUUUCAUGAGCAUUAGUAUAACUGACAUGAAAGCCUAAUUGCACUUUAGAUAGUUUAGGAAAGUCUCAUGCUUUUACCCACUGUUAAAUUUUAAAUAACUUUAUUCUGAAUAUAUGUAUGGGAUGGUUAGGAACUUGAAAGUAUUUGAAUUGUGAGUCCAUUUCUUAAGUAUUUGUGUGGUAAAGUUUUAAAACACAGUCAUUGAUGAAUAAGAACUUCAUAAAGGUGUAAAAACCAUAAAAAGUUUAAAAGUUAAAAUCCUAUUAUUUAUGCCCUCUCGAUUCAUGAAGAUAAACUACAUUUGUGAUAGGACAAGAAAGUUCUUGAAUUUCCAUCUCUUAUUCUUGCUGAGAACAUUUUAACUUCAACUAGAAUUUGAUUCCCUCCAUGGAGAAUCUCAUGGAACAUCCAAUUCUACUGGAGGUCAAAUUGCCUCUGAUAAUUUAUUGUGACCUCUUUUUAAACCUCCCACUCCAGCUCUCUGCUUAUCUUGGCACCUAUUAAACUGCCUGCUUGGGCAAAAGUUCCCCCUGCAGCUGCUGAGCAAGAUAAUAGAAUGUGGUUUUGUUCUAAAUGCUUGGGAUUAUACUUGGGUCCCAAAUACCUGAAUGUACUCAGAGCUGGCUGGAAUAAAGAAUUUCAUUUGGCUCUUAACUGUGUCUGAGUGGGCAUCUCUGGUGGGCAACCUGUAACACCUUUACGAAAUAGCCAGUUUGAAACUACUUAUAAAAAUACAUAUGUGAAAUUUCUCAUCCAUGUUGAAAGCUUGGACUAGUCAACACAUAUCUGUGUCCUCACCUAGACUGAAAACUGUCAACAAUUUACAAGGUUGACCCUGCUUUUCUGUGGUUAUAGAUUUGGAGAUGUGCUAUUAAUAUGUUUUAGAGCUGUAUAUGGCAAAGCAUAUCUGAAUCCUAGUUAUUAUAAAGCUGAAUUAGGAGAAUCAAGAGUUGGAGGCAAGGGGCUGGAAAGAUGUUUCAGCAGUCAAGAGAACUGACUGCUCUUCCAAAGGUCAUGAGUUCAAU
This is a messenger RNA of Mus pahari (shrew mouse), 4227 nucleotides long. Its product is annotated as zinc finger protein 59-like. The record is from RefSeq and is a predicted model, not a curated record. Gene Ontology annotation, molecular function: DNA-binding transcription repressor activity, RNA polymerase II-specific. Lineage: Eukaryota; Metazoa; Chordata; Mammalia; Rodentia; Muridae. Gene Ontology annotation, biological process: negative regulation of transcription by RNA polymerase II.